Molecule: messenger RNA, 21065 nt
Organism: Pelobates cultripes (western spadefoot toad)
Lineage: Eukaryota; Metazoa; Chordata; Amphibia; Anura; Pelobatidae
Source: the annotation of a GenBank genome assembly
AUAAAUAUCCACCUCACUAAUUUGCCCUAUGCCAUAAAAAUCUUUAAAAAAAUAAAGCUCUUUAGUACACUUUGCAUUUUUCAGAAAAUGACACUUGAGUGAAUGAGCCAACCUCUAAGUAAGGCAGUCACUCCCACCUUUAAAUGUGAUCCUAGUGUCGGUGUUCCCUGACUGAGUUACACAAUCUGAUAAUCACUGUUAUUCCACGGUCUCUCUUACAAUAGGUCACCAUGUGACAUGGCUUUUACUGACAAUCUGCCCAGUCACAGCCUCACGGAUUCGCUGCUCGAACUCACUGUCUCAGUGGGUGUGUAUCUCUACCCGCCCAUCACAUGAUGAGCUCUCUUAGGCUGGUCAUGUGACAGGGAGCUGGGUUAGAACUCUGCUACUGUCAGGAUGGUUCGGCUAAGAAUGUUCUCAUCUCUCCUCCUGUUAGGGUAUAUUGUGGGCAGCCUGGCACAGGAUGUGCCCCCGGUGAGUUGGUCACUCUGCGCAUCCUGCUAUAGUGCAUACUUCCCAAAACAAGGCUCCCUUAACCCUUUCAGUGCCAGAUUGCCUUCCCCUAAUUGAGAGCAACGCUUAAUAUAAUAGGAUACUGGCUCUGCAGGGCUGAUAUUUAAUAUGUGUUCAUUUUUUACCAGUGAGAUCAUGCAGAAGUUGUAGGAAGAUAAAUAAGGUAACCAUUAUUUUGGCACAGAUUAACAUUCUAUAAUUAAUUUAAAAUGAUUAAAUUGCCCCCUUUCAGGACCACUGGGCUCAUUGCUGGUGGUGUUCUAUUGUAGGAGCACUUGGCUUGGAGAGACUCCUGGUGAUUGUGCCAUUGGUGCAUGUUUACAUAGCAGGUCUGCGUUAGUUAAUGUAACAUUCUUCCGGGUUAGGGAAUUGUAACCAGGAAAAUGACAGACUCUGUUGUGAUUUGUUGUUUUGUAUCGCCUUCGAUUGCUGUGUCAGUUUUAAGGUUCACUGGACAAAUGUGCCCAAAUAUGUAUCAUUUAUGGGGGGUAGGCGGCAGGCAGAGUUCUGAAUACAAUUGUCUGAAUACAUGCUGUACAUAGUGGUGGUGUUCACUUGUUUCUUUUAUUCAAGGAUUGGAUUGUAGAUCAUAUUGUUUUAGAUCACACUAAUAUUUUUGUAUAUUUUCAUUACACACGCACAUUAUUUGUUCAUAGAGAAAAUGUCAGAAUAAUUUACUUUUUUAACCCCAUCAUGAUCAUAUUUAAGAUAUUCGUUUAUAGUGACAUUUUUGACAUGUAGUGGGUCCUAUAGGGAUUAAAGAAACCGACAUUUGCAUUGAGGCAUAAUUGCAGAACAAGUAGAUUAGAAGGGGAGCAUUCUAUCUGUAAAUACUGGCCUCUGACAAUUCAGAGUCUGUUGCAAUACCCUAAUAAAAACAGUUCCCUUUUGAGAGGAUUCACUAUUCUCAGUUCUUAAUGGUCUAUGUAAACAAACCCUAAUGCACAGUGAAAUCGAAAACUACAGAGUUUAACCUUAAUAACCACAAAAAUUAAAUUCUAUUAGUUGUCAGGAAAGUAGAGCAUAUAGUUUAAGCAUUUUGUUGGUAAAAUUGGUCUGCAGCUAUUUUUUUUGCAGUUCCUAUUUUUCUGUUCCCCUGGACAAGAGUGAUGGUGAUGCUGAUUUAUUUAAACUGCAGUUGUCCUACUGUUUGUUAAUAGAUUGUUUGGAUAAUUGUUAUAGUGCUGUUAUAGAUUUAGCCCAAUCUACUCCAUAACUCUCUUGGUGGGUCAUCGCUAUGACCCAUAUUUGUCCUCUGUAAAUGAAACUUCCUCCUGAUAUUCUCCGAUUUAGGAAUCAGAAACCGUUACCUCUGUCUGCAGCCUGUGCAUAACUGGUGGUUUAGACGUUAAUAAGAUUUUAUUGUCCGCAAUUAAAUGCAAAACAUUACAGAAUCUUGAUCAUAGAAAACAUUUAAUUGCAGGGUACACAAGACAGACUUUGCAAAAUGUAAGGCAAAAGGCAUGGUACACGUACAAACUAGAGAAACUAAACAUAGAAAGAGAACAUUAUAAACUACAUUUCAAAUAGUUUAACAAGGUGCUGGUUUUGCAAAAAGACAUAAAAACCAAACUGACAGCACAAACGAAUGCUAUAUUUUUAUUCAUGUUUUAAAAACAAAGGGUGUCACCUUCACACAAAUGGUUCAGGGCUCAGGGCUUGAAAAAUACUAGGCGGCAGGCCGUCAUGACGACUAGGAAUUUUGUUCUGUCCCAAGGAUUUGUCAGCCCGUUCAACGGAGGCAGCAAAGGAGAAUGCAGUGCGGAAUGGAAGCAGCGAGGGAGCUGUAGUCUUCUUUCUCUGCUCCCUCUUGAGCUACAGUGAUGCAGGGAGUCGAUAUAUACGACAUCGCCCCAGCAUCACUAAAUGGCGGGAGAGGGAGCCUAGCAAGAAGAUGACAGAAGCUUCACUGGACCCCAGGGAAAGCUGAUCUACUGCAGCUCUCCCAAAAGGUAGAAAUUGGAAUUUUUUAAAAUUAUAAUAAUUUGAGUGUGUGAGAGAGUGAGUGUGUAUGUCAGUGUGUCAAAUCAGUGAGUGUUACUGUUUUGUUUAACGCCCCCCAUCUAAUCGCAUGGGAAAUGUGACUUUACUCACAUUUUUUCCAUCUCUGUGGCUGGCCACUCCUCCAUGGCUGACAUAAAUCUUGAUAAUCUCAGCCAAGCCAAUGCUUUCCUAUAGCAUUAAUCAGCAUCUCCUCAUAGAGAUGCAUUGAAUAAAUGCAUCUCUAAGGGAAACAUUCAAUAUCUGCAUGCAGAGCGGGUAGACACUGAACGUAAGUGGAAUCACCUCUGGUGGCCGUCUGAGUUACUGCCACUAGAGAUGUUACUUGGCAGCCAUGUAAACACUGCCUCUUCUCUGAAAAAUCUGUAUUUACAAUGAAAAGCCAUCAUGGAAAGGCUAUAGACACCAGAGCCACUACAUUAAUUAAGCUGUAAUUGUAUUUUAUGUCUCUGAAAAUGAUACUUGCUUUGUUUAAAAAAAAAAAAAAAAAAACUAACUUUAUGUUACCUGGCUCCUAGAUUUCAAGCAGAUUUGUCAAGCCCUACAUUAACUAGAGGUUUGCAUAUUAUCAUAGAACCAACAUUACCCUUUUCUUAAUAUUGUCUACAACUAAUGCAAUGGAUUGUGCAGAGAAUUCUCAGUAUUCAAAAGAAAGAUUUUAGGAAGUGUUCAAACAAUAUUGUCAACUUCUUGUUUCAGUACACAGAGGAUUGCAGAAGUGGAACGUAUCCUCCCAAUGGCCCAACGUAAGUUACAUAUGGAAAAUCAUUUUAUAACCUAAAUGUAGCAUCAAUCUGCUAUUGAAUUACUGCUUAAUAUUAUUUGUUUACUUUUCAAAGUGACACGCAACAAUGGUGCUUACAAAGUGCUGCUGUGCAGAGGAUACAAAUGAGGAGCUAAAUUAAUUCAUCAAUGAGGAUAUGUCAAGAUAAUCACUUUGAUUAAUUGAUUUUACUCUAACAAAAUAGAAGUGAAAUAAAACAAACCUUUCAGAGCAACACUUGUUAUGUAUUGUCCAAUAGCAGGUAGAAGUAAUGUUUUUGUGAAAAAGCUAUUAAGUACUUUAGUCUUUCAUGAAAAGCAUUAUUAUUUCUGCUUGCUGUAAAUGACUCAUUUUUGACCAUUUUGCCCAUUUAUCAGAAAACUACCUCAUUAAAGAGUCCUCUCUAACUGAUGUAAAUCUAGUCUAGGUAAACAUUCAGAGUCGCAGGUUCAGUUCCCUGUUCAAUAGACUCAGACUGACAUCUUUCCUUGGUCCCUAAAUACAGUUUGUUUAUUGUAACAUGCAUACCUUCAGGACAUGCGUGAACAUUAUUGAUAUAAUUCCCAAUUACAUGUGAUUAUUAUUCCUUAUACUUUUUUUUUUUAAAUACCGUAUAUACUCGAGUAUAAGUCGAACCGAAUAUAAGUCGAGACCCCUAAUUUUACCCCAAAAAACUGGGAAAACGUAUUUACUCAAGUAUAAGACCAGGGUGGGAAAUGCAGCAGCUACUGGUAAAUUUCUAAAUAAAAUUAGAUCCCCAAAAAAUUAUAUUAAUUGAAUAUUUAUUUACAGUGUGUGUAUAUAUAAUGAAUGCAGUGUGUGUGUGUAUGAAUGCAGUGUAUGAGUGCAGUGUGUGUAUGUGAUGCAGAGCCUUGGUGGGGGGUGGGCAUUUUUAUUAUAUUAUUAUUAUAUAUUAAUAUAUAUUUUUAUAUUAUUUUUUGUUAUUUUAUUUAAAUGUUUAUUUUUCUUCGUCCCCCAUGUGGUGUGCACUGUGCAGGAGGGGGGCUAGCAGGAAGCGUUUUCUUACCUUUCCUGCAGCUCCUGUCAGCUCCCUUCUCUCUCCUCCGGUCCGGUCAGCUCCCCUGUAAGUCUCGCGGUCUGAGUGCCGUGGCUCUCGCGAGACUUGCAGGGAAGCUGACCGGACCGGAGGAGACAGAAGGGAGCUGACAGAAGCUGCAGGAAAGGUAAUAAAAUGCUUCCUGCCAGCCCCCAACAGGACCGCCGGGCUUGUAAUGAGCCCGGCGGUCCUUGUCUGUAUUAUGGCAAUGUAAGUUGCCAUAAUACAGACACUCACUCGAGUAUAAGACGAGUGGGGGGUUUUCAGCACAAAAAAUGUGCCGAAAAACUCGUCUUAUAUUCGAGUAUAUACGGUAAGCACAUCAACAAAGUUAUUUCUCUUUUAUUUUAGGUUUCUAGGAAAUAUAGAAUGGUAUACUGUGAAUUUGGACCAAGCACCCCAUGAAAGAUGGCAAAAGUUGAUAAGUGACAAAAAGGCUCCAGUGAGUAUAUGAUCGUUUAAUCAUUGCCUGAAAUACUGAACACGAUUCUGCUCUUUAAUUCUAAAUUUCUUUCAUGAAUAACAAUUGAUUGUUGGCAGAAAUGACAGAUACGUUCAUGUAGUGGAUGUAGUUUUGCCUAAAUUGCAUAAGGCAUAUGAAUUUUUGUGUGUUAAGUUACUCUCAGUGUAGGAAUUUUUUUUAGAGAUAUUCAGAUAUUUUCUGGUUUCCAAGUGCAUACUGGGGGAUGUUACUUAUACCAAACUUAAUAGCACGCAUUUUAUUUACAUUAAGAGUCAGCCCUGCUGGGAAUUGAACCUAUGAGCACCAAGAGAUGAAAACUCUUCUGAUGAAGCAUUAGCCCACUGAGCAAUCUCACCACACUUGUUCGUUUCUUUUUCUUUAUAGCUGGCAAGUUUAUUACAAGCUAUUAAGAAUCUGGCUAAUGCCUUUUUCCCAAGUGGGAAACUUGUGGAGAUAGUGGACAAGGUGUUGGUAAGUACACAUCCUAUUUUAUUUAUUUAUUUAUUUUAAACAGUAAAAAUUGUGUUAAAGGCACAUUAGGUUAUCAUAAACCUUUUAUGCUAUAUGUGAUAGAACUUUAGAGUCCUGUUUACUGUGCAACUCACAAACUACAAACUUGAUUGGGGAUUUUAAAAUGUCUCAAACACCACAAUUGAGCAGUUAUUCAGUUAAAGGAUCAUUUUGUACGCCACCACAAGUUUUCAUGAUUGCAAAGGAGGUGGCGCAUAGAGCACCCUAUUCUCACCUCUGAGAAUGAAUUUGAACUACAGCAAUUUGUAAGACCACUUUAGGGCCUCCCCUCAUCACUGUCAGUCAGUGUCUUUUUUGUUCAAGCUUUGCAUGUGAAAUGGUGCACAUAGCCUGGUUCACUAAACGGAGAACCAGACUUUGUGUGAACAGAUAGCAGCCAUUGAAUGGCUGCUAUCAGCAUACAGAGCAAUUUAUCGCUUUGUAAGCGAUGGAUCAUUUAUUUUAUUAGCCCAUUGGAUAGGCUACAAUAUCCAUUUUUAGUAACAUUUAACAAAAAAAAUAAUUAUUUUUAAUUAAUUAUUAUUAUUUUUUCCUAUGAUUAUAGAAGUAUUUUUGUGUGUGUUGUAAGGGAAAAGGCCACAUUUUUCACUUCUCUUAUGAGGAAGGUCAUCGCCGUAACAGAAGAAUAAAAUAUUGACUUUUUUUUUUUUUGUGUAAUUAUCCAAACAUCUGUCUGUAAAUCUCCUAACUGGUAGUGAAGGCAGAAAGUAUCCUUUAUCUGGUUUACUUUUGUUUAAGUAGCUAAUAAUCUCCUAUUUGAAACCAUUAAAUACAAAGCAAUGCCUGUGCACUCAGUGAUGAAAAAUUGUACAGGGUUUAUUGCUAUAUCAGCCUGCUAGCCAGAAGAUAAGAUGUACUGCUGCUGAUUUAAGGGCUAGGUGUGCAAGUCUGCUUCUGAAUGGAGUCUUGUAGAUAAUAAAAUGCAACGGGUAGCUAAAGCAUGUAUUCAAUUAACUUUAUUCCCCAUGACAUUCAGCAGCCUGAAGGAAAUAUAAUUAUUCAAUGGAUACUACAUUCCCCAGAACCACUACAGCUCAAUGUAGGGGUUCUGGGGCAUAUAGAGCCUGUCCCUGCACAGUUAGCAUUGUGAACACUGCCUUUAUGGAGAAAAGGCUGCGUUUACACUGCUGCCUAAGUCCACCUCUAGUGGCUGUCACUCAACCAACCACUAGAGGGACUGCCUGGAUGAGAUCCUGCAGUCUUUGCAGUUCCUACAUAUUCAGCAUGGAGUUACUGAACACUCCACAUAAAGAUGCAGAUCACAGAGCAACGAUUUGCUGCACUUGCUCACUAGCCUCCCAAUGUGUCUCUAUGGGGAUCAUCAAGAUUCACAAUCUCAGCCCGGGAGAUGGGCCCGGUAGCAUGGAGACUGGCGAGGCAUGAGCUAAAAGGUAUUUAAAUCUUAAUUAUUAACAAUCACAGUUUUAUAGCAUUAGGAGGUCGCUAUAGUUUUCCUUUAACAUAUGCAGUGCCAAGGCCAGACACUACUGUCAGGAAUCCUAUAAGUUGCUAACGAUCCACUAACACCAAAAUGUCUCUUACGUUUAGCUUAACUUUUUAUUAUUAUUAUUUUGUUUUACACUGUUCUCUGGUACAGUCCUAUAAAAAAAAAUAUUUGAUGGAAACAACAAAUGAGGUUGGUGCACCUUUCCAUGACUGGUUCACUCAUUGAAUCCAUUUAUAAUGGCUUUUGUCAGUUAAACAGUUUAUUUUGAAGUUUGAAAACUACAGGAAAUAGGCUUCUGAUUUUUUUUUUUUUUUUAGUAAAAAUUAUUUUUCUGCAUCUUUUGUCCAUUUGGUAAUAAAGGUCCAACAUUCCUUAUUAGAAUGAUUUUUAUAAAAACUGAAUUGACUCGCCUAAUCUUGCCAUGUUAGAAACUCUUAACUUCUUACGAUGUACAAGUACUGGUCUCAGAACAAAUGGAUGUUUGUUGCGAAUUGUAUGGAUACAUUUUACAUUGGUGACUAAUGUAUAGUCUGUGCAAAUUGCUGUUCAAAUAAUUCCUAUAAAUGAGAGCUCUUCACAUAACAGAAUCUGUAUGUUAAAGUGCACAUUAACAGCGCUCUCUACACAGGUUAGAUUAUGGCCAAGCAUGGUGCACUUCACGCUGUGUUUAAAUAAAUCUCACUGAAGAACCCUUCAUAUAUCAAUGCUUGAACUUUGCUUUUGUAUUCCAGCCUUCGCUAAUUGGAACACUGCCGUAUCCCUAUGGAGACGAAAUUAAAGGUAUUGCUGAUGCUGCUGGGUUGCCAUUAGGUAUGUCUUUUCUUUUUGCAUCAGGUAUCUGACAUAUUACUAUGAAACACUUUUUAAAAAGUAAAUAUUAUAAAAUUAAAGCAGUUAAUAGGAAUAUCCCUCUGAUUUUCAUGGCGACUGCACCACUUUUCAAUCCCUGCUUGAGUUUUAACCCUAAUCUCUAUAUCAGAUGUAUCAGAGUAGAUAUACCAUCUGGUAUCAAUAUUUGUAUUACUCUAAAGUGAUUUAAAUGGUUUCCCUCUUGCAUCAUCACACAUAACAGUAUUCUUAAAGGGGUGGUGUAGGCACUAAACCACUGUAUGCCAUUGUAGUGAUUUUGGUGCUUGAAGGCUGGGGGCAUUGUCCCCCGUUCUGGUCAAACUCUUUUCAAACUGUUUGAUCAAAAACAAUGAGGUUUCUUGAGGAAACAUUGAUGAAGUCAGUAUUACAAAUAAAAAAGUGAAAUAAUGGUUUAGCUAUUAUUUCACUGAUCGGGAAUAAUUCCCUGGUAUCUUACGAUAUAGGAUGGCGGGAUAUAUCCCCACAUACAGUGGGACCUCAGUUGACGAAUUUAAUGCGUUCUCCGGGACGUUUCUUAUUGCGAAAAAUUUGUAAACCGAAACGCGGUUUCCUAUAGGAAUGCAGUGAAAGCCAAUUAAUCCUUUCUGGAGGUCAGAAAAAAGUCAAAAUAAUCUGGCAUGGGAACCAACCCACAAUGCAGAACACACAGUAAAAGGCAUGCAAACGACGAAGCUCAGCUCCCUACCUUUCCACAGCUUGAGAAAUGCACCAAAAAGUCCCAAAACCCCUGCAAACAAUUUCCAGAAUGGCUCCAAAACUCGAUGCAAAAGCCGCUCCAAUGCCUCCACACUCGAUGCCACGUGCUACCCACAGGCUCCAGCAUGCAGGGGGCGGUGCUAUAAACCUCCCAGGUGCAAUGCAUCCUGGGAAAACUUGCUUUGUAUUGCGAAAACAAUUUGUAAACCAAGGCAUUAUUUUCAAUGGAUUUUCAUUUGUAAACCGAAAAUUGUUAACCGAGGCAUUUGUAAACCGAGGUCCCACUGUAUUGGUAUAUUGUUGGUCCCAUCAAAGCCAGGAGACUUGCGAGGUAUGCUUUUAUAUUCAAAUGCAUUUUCAUACCUAUCUUUAAAAAAUGUGAAAAAACCACAUACAUUGCACACAUAUCUUGGUGGGUGAAGAAAAUGUGUAACUUUUUGACUGGUCAUGACUUAACUUAGGAAAUGCAAGCUUUUACAUUUAAUGUACCAAAGAUUAGUCUACACGGAUAUCUGCUGUGGACUUUAAUAGCUAGCCAGUCAGUGGUGAAGUUUUGUAUAUAUGACCUGAAUGUCUAGUUUACGUGUAUUGAAGUGGUGAUGUUUAUGCAGGUAUUCUAAUGUAAAUUACAUUUCCGUAAAUAGGCCCAACAAAGCCCUUAAUCCUGCGCUAGUAAUACACACAUGUCCAACUACUGACAUUCUUCUUGGAAUACAGGACCUAAACUUUUUAUAAUCUGAUUUUGUCACAUUCUUCAAUUCUUUAUUUUUAUUUUCAUUGGCAUUUAUAAAGCACAAACAUGCUCUGCAGCAUUUUUCAAUGUUAAUAUGGGCAUAUAAUGGCAAAUAAGAAGCUAUUAAGACUGUUAUAGAAAACCCUGCUCCCACAAGCUUGCAAUAGAAAAGAAAAAUGUGGAAAUCCACUCUGAGCAUCCCAGAAGCAAUAAAUGUGUCUCCAACUAAAGCAAUUAUUUAAAGGUUAUUUUUUGUUUUUGGAGAGACUGCAUGCGUCAUUAUUCCCUCUCCUGUAAUAUCCCUCUCUGUUUUGGUAGCCAUUGCUAGUUUUAGAGGACCAUGGUGUUAUGGGCCAUUCCUUUACUUAUCUUGUGAGGGAGUCUGUGUUAUGUUGCUAAUUAUAGGAUUUGUUAGCGCAAUGUGGUAUGCCUUGAAAUACUAAAAUACCUUUUUUUGUAUUAAGUCUUCUAUGUUUUGCUCUUUUUAGGGGAAAUCCUGAUGUAUAAUAUAUUUUAUGAAAUCUUCACGGUGUGUACUUCAGUGGUGGCAGAAGAUACAUCUGGUAAUGGCAAUUUACUUCUAAUAAUGGAAUUUUUCUCUCAUUAGGGUGCUGUGUGAUAUUAUUUUUCUUUUUUAUAUUCUUCUUUUUCUUUACUUUUCUUGUAAAGCUUAUAUCUAACUUAGAUCUUUUUCACGACUAGGAAAGCUAUAUCAUGCCAGAAAUCUUGAUUUUGGAUUGUUUCUUGGGUAAGUCAAUGUAUAUUUCUGUUUGCUUAUUUGAUUGGUUUUUUUAAGAAUAACAAAAUAAGCUAUAAAUUUACGCAUUUGGCUGUUUAAAAAAAAUAAAAUAAAAUUAAAAAUAAAUUUAAAAAAAUCGGCCACGCAAGGGUAAAAUGUUUGGCCAUCAGUUCACUAGAUUGAGGGGGGAGUUUGUUUGUGUACAUCUGGUGAUUUUUUUUUUUCUUGUUCAACUUGAUAUUGCAGAAAUUAUUGACUUUUUUUUUUUCUGUUUCAUACUUUAUGUUGUCAUUUUAGCUGGGAUGUGAAGAACCACACCUGGGCGGUCACAGAACUAUUGAGACCAUUGGUUGUAAACGUGAAGUUCCAAAGAAAUAAUAAAACCGUUUUUGUGUCUACAAGUUUUGCGGGCUAUGUGGGGAUGUUAACUGGAAUGAAACCUGUAAGUAUAUAGCAGGCCUACUGGUCUACCAACAUCUGCCCAUGCUCCAUUUUUUGGAGUUGUUAUUUGUAAAGAGUUUAAAGAGACACUAUAGUCACCAGAACAACUACAGCUUAUUGUAGUUGUUCUGAGGAAUAUAGUAUGUCACUAUAGGAGGCAGAUCAUGGGUGGGGCCAGCAGAUACACACUGCGCUGGAAUAAAGGUAAGAUUUUAAUAGUUUUUAAGGAGAGCAAGGGACCUAAACUGCAUUUUUGACACUAUGGGGGUCAGGAAUACACGUUUCUGUUCCUGACCCUAUAUUGUUCCCUUAGUGAAAAAUGUAUCCACAGGCAUCAGUGUGCGUAUGAAGUGGUAUUUAACUCUCGAAACUGAGAAUUGCAAUGUUUGUGACUUGGCAAGCAUAUAGUCCUCUAAUGAGCUUUUUCUUGUUGUGUAAUUUGAAUAAAGUAAGCCAAAAUACUAAGCAAUGCACCUACCAUUUUUUAUCAUGAAAUGAUCUGUCAAAAUGUGAGAUGUCAAUACAUUCAUACAGCUGUGCUAUAAAUAAAUUGUUUCUAUUUAUAGAAUAAUAAAUGCUUUGUGGUACGUCAUUAAUGUCCUGUUUUUUAUCAAAUGUUUACGUAAUGCCUACCAUAGUGUGCAUAAUAGACAUUAGUGCCUCGCAUUGGAUUAUAUAUUAACCUAUACCUCUUCUAGGGCAUCUUCACUCUUACGAUGAAUGAGCGUUACAGUCUGGAUGGUGGCUACAUUGGUAAAUUUACUGUACCUUUCAUGUCAACUCUCUAAAUUCUCCCUCGGCCUCGGUUAUUGUUUUGUUGUACCCACCACAGACUAGGAUUGGCAUGUGGUGGGCUGUUGCUAAAAGCUUGACAAGAGAGGCAAACCAGCAAUGAGCUUAUUAGCUUCCCGAAUUGUGAAGUUCUUGGAACCAGUCUCAGAGAAUGUCAUUUACAGCCGAUCACAGCUGAUUGGCAGUUUGAUUACCUUGUCCUACUGUAUAAUUCGGCUAGACUUAGUAUCUGGUUUAGCUUAAGGCUCAGAAUUGGGGCUUUUGUGGAUUUUGUGCAAGAGUAAUUUAGGGAAAAUUGGCAGGUAGAUCUAGGAUUUAACCUUUUUUUGUCUUAUUGGAUUUUUUUUUUCCCUACUGAACCAUAUCGUGAAAUUAUAAACUUAGUAUAUGCAUAUGGGGCAGUAUUGUACCCAAGGGAUGUAACCAAAUAUUUUUGGGGAGGUGUUGUAAGAAGAAGGAGCCAUUAGUAUUAAUGAAAUUCACAGUGAAAAUACAGUGUGUAAAAUGUUUAGUUACAAAAAUAAAUAAAUUGAAGACGGCCACCAGAGGCACUUCCGGGUCAUUAGGCGACUUCUGAUCGCUUAACUGGCGCUGGACGUCCUCAGGCUUUGUCCAAGGUCAGCUAAAACUCCAUAGGAAAGCGUUGUUUCAAUGCUUGUCUAUGGGGUAGUCCUAAUGCGAUCGCGCUGCUUGUUGCGCUUGUAGUGUUUUACAAAAGUGAUUGGAAUCUUAGAUAAAGGAGGCAUUCAUAAAAUCUAAACAAAUCUAUGUUGAAGACUUAUUUUCUUUAGCUUCAUCAAUUAUGGAGAAAUUAUUGUAAGAAAAAUGGUGAAAAGAUUUCUUAAAUUGUUUUAAUAUUUCAUUCAUACUUAAAAUUGUUAUGAGGAAUCCCUAUUUGUCCUUUAAAACAAUCUACAUUACAUAAGGACAUACUUGAUACGGAAGUAUGGAAUUACAUUAGAAUAAAAGAAAAAGCAAAAAUGCCCAAAUAGUUUCAGUUGUUAAUGCAGAGACACUGAAAAACGCACAGUGGUAAAACAAUUACAGCCAGCCAUUUAUUUACUUCUAAAGCCUAAAAUGUUAGCUGUAUUUGUUGAUGUCUAAGACGUUCUUUAUCCCAGCUCUGUUUUAUUUUUAAAGGUGUGCUCGAGUGGAUUCUGGGAAAAAGAGAUGGGAUGUGGAUGAGUUUUCUUACAAGGAGUGUUCUGGAAAAUGGAACCAGGCAAGUAAAUGUAAUGCUAUAUUAAUUAGGGCAACAAAAUAAUAGCUACUGAUAGUAAGUAUAGACACUAAUGUCCCUGCAAUAAAAAAGAAAAUGAUACAAACUAUCAAUAAUGAUGCUGAGGGACUAGCCAGACCUAGACCCUUAUAUAUAGUUGUCAACCCCCCGCCUACCCCCUUCCCAAUCACACCCCUCCCCCCCUUGUCUGUUCAAGAUGUCAAUGCUAAAGAAUUAAAAAUAUAUAUAUCAAUAAUGAAAACCUUUCCUUAAUUCUAUAGAAAUUAAGUUAAAAUAAGAGAGGUGAUUAAAGCGAUGCUAGAGGGACCAGAAAUCGUUUCAUUAUUUAAUUGCAGUCGGUUUGUUAUGCAUCCGUGAUGAAUUUGUCUAAAGAGUGAUUCUAUGAUAGACUGCCAAAUGAGUAGCCAUUAGAAUACAUGGUAUAUUUGUUCCCUCAGUGACAGCUCUAGAAAUUCUGCUUAUGAAUAGCCCUUUUUGAAGUCCUUUAGGGAAACAAACUGGCAAUUUUUUAUUUAUUAUUUGUAUUGUGAUUGUUUUUUUUACCAGACAAAGUUACAUGUAAUGUAUUUCACAUAGGUCACAAUGUCAAUGUCUGCUAUUUGUAAAUAUAAUUUUUUUAUGUAUAUAUAUAUAUAUAUAUAUACACACACACACAUAUAUAUAUACACACACAGUCAGGUCCAUAAAUAUUGGGACAUCGACACAAUUCUAAUCUUUUUGGCUCUAUACACCACCACAAUGGAUUUGAAAUGAAAAAUGAACAAUGAACAGGAUGUGCUUUAACUGCAGACUUCCAGCUUUAAUUUGAGGGUAUUUACAUCCAAAUCAGGUGAACGGUGUAGGAAUUACAACAGUUUGUAUAUGUGCCUCCCACUUUUCAAGGGACCAAAAGUAAUGGGACAAUUGGCUGCUCAGCUGUUCCAUGGCCAGGUGUGUGUUAUUCCCAUUUACAAGGAGCAGAUAAAAGGUCCAGAGUUCAUUUCAAGUGUGCUAUUUGCAUUUGGAAUCUGUUGCUGUCAACUCUCAAUAUGAGAUCCAAAGAGCUGUCACUAUCAGUGAAGCAAGCCAUCAUUAGGCUGAAAAAACAAAACAAACCCAUCAGAGAGAUAGCAAAAACAUUAGGUGUUGCCAAAUCAACUGUUUGGAACAUCCUUAAAAAGAAAGAACGCACCGGUGAGCUCAGCAACACCAAAAGACCCGGAAGACCACGGAAAACAACUGUGGUGGAUGACUGAAGAAUUCUUUCCCUGGUGAAGAAAACACCCUUCACAACAGUUGGCCAGAUCAAGAACACUCUCCAGGAGGUAGGUGUAUGUGUGUCAAAGUCAACAAUCAAGAGAAGACUUCACCAGAGUGAAUACAGAGGGUUCACCACAAGAUGUAAACCAUUGGUGAGCCUCAAAAACAGGAAGGCCAGAUUAGAGUUUGCCAAACAACAUCUAAAAAAGCCUUCACAGUUCUGGAACAACAUCCUAUGGACAGAUGAGACCAAGAUCAACUUGUACCAGAGUGAUGGGAAGAGAAGAGUAUGGAGAAGGAAAGGAACUGCUCAUGAUCCAAAGCAUACCACCUCAUCAGUGAAGCAUGGUGGUGGUAUUGUCAUGGCGUGGGCAUGUAUGGCUGCCAAUGGAACUGGUUCUCUUGUAUUUAUUGAUGAUGUGACUGCUGACAAAAGCAGAAGGAUGAAUUCUGAAGUGUUUCGGGCAAUAUUAUCUGCUCAUAUUCAGCCAAAUGCUUCAGAACUCAUUGGACGGCGCUUCACAGUGCAGAUGGACAAUGACCCGAAGCAUACUGCAAAAGCAACCAAAGGGUUUUUUAAGGGAAAGUAGUGGAAUGUUAUGCAAUGGCCAAGUCAAUCACCUGACCUGAAUCAGAUUGAGCGUGCACUUGAUGAAGACAAAACUGAAGGGAAAAUGCCCCGAGAACAAGCAGGAACUGAAGACAGUUGCAGUAGACGCCUGGCAGAGCAUCACCAGGGAUGAAACCCAGCGUCUGGUGAUGUCUAUGCGUUCCAGACUUCAGGUUGUAAUUGACUGCAAAGGAUUUGCAACCAUGUAUUAAAAAGUGAAAGUUUGAUUUAUGACUGUUAAUCUGCCCCAUUACUUUUAGUCCCUUAAAAAGUGGGAGGCACAUAAACAAACUGUUGUAAUUCCUACACCGUUCACCUAGUUUGGAUAUAGAUACCCUCAAAUGAAAGCUGAAAGUCCGCAGUUAAAGCACAUCUUGUUUGUUUCAUUUCAAACCCAUUGUGUUGGUGUAUAGAGCCAAAAAAAUUAGAAUUGUGUAGAUGCCCCAAUAUUUAUGGACCUGACUGUGUGUGUAUAUUUUUUUUUUUAUAUAUAUAUAUAUAUAUAUAUUAUUUUUUAUUUUAUUAUUAUUAUAUUGGGCUAAUUGUGUACAUUUGAAGGGGAAAGAUGCUGAAAUGCUGUGAAUUCAUUAUGUUACAGUCAUCCACAAUGUCUACUAUGAUUCCUAAGGGAAUAUCCCUGUGCUAUACAGCAGUCCGUGCUAAACCUGACACAGAUUUAGCAAUGACUGCUUUAUAGUAUAAUCUUACUAUAUAAUUUUUUUAUAUGCACUAAAUAAAAUUAUAAAACACAACACUUUUGUUGUUGCCCCCAUUUUUCAUGAGCUGAACUCAAAGAUCUAAGACUUUUUCUAUGUACACAAGAGGCCGAUUUCUCUCAAAUAAUCACAAAUCUGUGUUAGUGAGCACCUCUCCUUUGCCACAGGUGUGGCAUAUCAAGAUGCUGAUUAGACAUGCUGAUUUUGGUUUAUUUGUUUGCAGUUAUGAAGAAAGCAAAACUCUUCUAUCAAAAACAAAAAUUCUUGCUCCAGCAUAUUUUAUAUUGGGAGGAAAUAAAUCCGGAGAGGCCUGUGUUAUCACUCGUGCUAGAGAUUCCUGCCUUGAUAUCUGGGAGUGAGUAUUCACAUGCUUAUUUAACCUACAGUCACUUGUGUGAUGUCCUGUCCCUGAUAAUAAUGAGUCUGUUUAUGUUUAAGUCUGGAUAUUCCAAAAGGAAGAUGGUAUGUUCUGGAGACAAACUAUGAUCACUGGAAGGCUCCUCUGCCUGUUGAUGACCGAAGAACACCAGCAAUGAAAUGUUUGAAUAAAACUGGCCAAAAGGUAUAUCUUUAAACAAGGAAAUCGUUGGGAUCUUAAAAUAUUGUAGCCUACUUAUGUGUUUGGUGUUAUUACUCCUGCUAGAAGUCAGUUUUAACGUUUUGCCCUGUUUUGUUUUAGAAGCAUGGUGGAUAGACUUUAUUUAAUUCUCAAAAGUAGAUUGUUCUCCGGUUACUGGGUAUAUUUACAUAAAAUAUUAGCACUAGCUAUUUAGCAUUUGGUGGUUGGGAUUCAAGUAUUGGCAAUGUAUUAAGGAUGACUACUGCUAAAUACUCAUUAUGCAGGGCUGCAGACUAUGUUGGCGCUUCUUAAUUAUUACAAAUAUACACACAAUACGCAUUACAGAUAACAGACAGGCAAUAGAGCUGUAGUGAUAGUAAUAAUACAGUACUUUAUAAGACAUAAUGUAGUGUUAGUAACGUCAAGGGAAUACACUAAUUGAAUAUCAUAUGGAGGCGGGGCCUAACUGCCAAUCAAGCAAGAUAUCGGCUGCAAAUCCAAGUUAAGCCUAAAUCUUGAGAAUUAUUGCUAUUCUCAGCGAUUAUCCUACUACGCUUUGCUUAACCCCUUAAGGACCAAACUUCUGGAAUAAAAGGGAAUCAUGACAUGUCACACAUGUCAUGUGUCCUUAAGGGGUUAAAGAGGACCUGGAUACGUUUGGACUGCUAUUUGGUCUAGAUUUAUCAAGUGCUCCUCUGAAUUUAUCGUGUUGCAGUCUAUCAACCUGCAUGAGACGGUGGAACCAGCCCACCCCCCGCUCUUACACAACAUGAGCACUGCAUAAAGUCCUGUCUUGCACCAUAUUAUAUCUGAGGCCUAUCUGAAAAUUGGGUGGAUACAUUUAUUAUGACUUUUAAUGAUCUGUGCGACAGAUUUUGGGCACAGCUAGAGCAGUAAGCUCUCACCAGGAAGUGGACAGAUGGCGCUUUGUCUUCGGCUAUUUACCUACUCUCAGGUCCCUAAGCUGCCGCGCUUUCGUUGCCACUUACCUAGACUGUGGGCCUUUUGGUGGGAGACCACCUCCACAUGGUCCACACUUAUAUUGGGACUCUACUCAGACUCCGAUUUUGGUGCUUGUGCAUAUAUAUUUGUGGUAUACAAUGUUACUGAGAAAUUAUUGCAUUAUAGUGAUAUAACUCUUGUGAUAGGAGAACAAAAAAAAUGCAAUAUAAUUUAAUGAAGCACAAACGCAUCUCCAUGUUCUGCAGUGAGUUCUAAAGUAAUUUCCAUUUUUGGGGUACAGGUUUUGACAAGGUCUCACACUCAAACCUGUGAUUAUUUUUACAGAGCGUUUCAUUUGCGACUAUUUAUGACAUGCUGUCAACCAAACCCGUCCUCAACAAGGUAAGCUUUUACAUAUAUUUUUAUCGAAGGUCUUUAUAGUUUAAAUGGUAAUUAGUAUCAGGUUGUAUCCCUGUGUUAUACAAUAUCCUGCAUACUUUAUAUAGGCCUAAAUAGCCAGCAUGUAGUUAUACGACCUUUAUUUUUGUCCGUGUCUGUGAGCCCCGUGUUUCUUUCAUCUUUCUAGUUACCGCAGCUACUCAAAUCUGGUAAGGGGGUUAUUUGCUAAACUCAGAAUUGUAAAGAAUUGAAACUAAAUUGCAACAUGUUGGCAAAAGUGCAAACAUUAUUUUAGCUGGAAUUUUGCUAAUUUAUUUUCACUUCUCUACAGUUCAAUUUUUUGUGUAUAAACCCCUAGAUGGGGAAUUAUCAAUAAUUACAAACUCCACUUCCAAAUAUCAUACAAAAAUCGCUGAACUGGAAAAAAAAAAAUCAAGUCAUCUGUUUUGAGUUCAGCUCUUUUGAACUAAAACAUAAAAUUUAAUUUUGAAUUCCUGUCAGGUUACACUUUAGUAUCUUUUUAAGGUGACGCUCCAUUAGAGUCUUGCCAUGUCUGUUAAGGAGGUAAUACUGUCUUCUAGUGUGUAGUAAUAGCCACGGGUGUGUGCUUCCACCCAAAAGACAGUGCUUCCUGGAACACAGGCUCCUGUCACUCACUGAUUGGCCAGAACUCUUCUCCAGUCUUAUAAAGAGAGAGUUAAAAGUCUAGCCAGGAAGUAGCAAGUGAAACAAACAUUCUACAAAAGUCAAAAGGACACGCACAUUUUUUUCUGACACUGCCAAGUUCUAAGCAGUGUUUCCCUUAGAAACAUUCUCCUUCAGGUCUAUAAAUCGCUCCCAGACAUUUUUAAAUGGAAUAACAAAUAAUGAUCCUCAAAUGUGGAGGAACUUAUUAAGCAACCAUAUUCAUGACCAUGCUCUGUUUUGUUAUCUGUAGCUUACUACAUAUACUACACUGAUGUCUGUUUCUGAAAACACACUUGAAGCAUACCUACGGAACUGUCCAAGUCCCUGCGUGCCUUGGUGAAUGGGACAACAUAUUGAUUGUAUUCCAAAGAAGAAAUGGGUGGAGAAGCAUUGCUCUUGUAUGAUCUCACGGAGAAGGUCUUGAUGCCGUCAGUGACCCCUCACCAUAUUGUUAAUGGUUUUUAUUGUGAAGGUUCCUAACCUGAUGAUUGUAUUGAAUAUGGCUACAUGAAUUCCUCUCUGUAGAAUACCCUCCCUUGGCUUUACAAAUUGCACUUUAACUUUAAAAUGGAUGUAAAGUAUAUUUGUAUUAUACGGUCUGUUGAUUAGUUACUAUGACAGGGAGAUUACUUUUCUAAUGUUUUGUACUAGUAGCAUAACAUCAACAAGGAACACAAAAAAUAUUUUAUACAACUAGAUGGCUGGCUGUGUCCCCAAAUAGCACUCACUGAACAUUUGUUGACAAGUCAUUUAAUUUACUAACUUAGAACACAAAUGUGUUCUUGUUUUUUUAAAUCUGAUGCAAAAUAAUGAGCUAUUUGUGGUACUUGAUGACAACUUUAUAAAGUUUCUACUGAAUAAAAUAAAAGGGCAUCCUUCAAUCAGCUCUAUAACUAUUAACCUUGCUGACUUCUUAUGGUCUCCUAAGCCACUCAAUAUUUACUGUUGAUUCCCGGAUUAUUCUCCUCUGCACUUUGUAGGGUGUGUGCGUCUUAUCAUGAUCAUUCACCAGUCAGCUUGGGUGCAUUUCCUUCGCUGUCGGGUCCUGAGAAAGUUAGGGCUAGGAGGAGGUGAAUAAGAACUUGAUAGCCAAUGACAAAAGUUGACAAAUGACAUGGAGCCUGACUAAAGCCCGACCAUUUGUCAGCUUUUCUCCGCAUGCUGUUUCUUCUUAAGGAAAAUAAGUCCUUACUUUUCAUUUUGUAUAAUUUGAAAAAACAAUCUGGGCUCCAUUAUGCAGCACUACACAUGAGAAAAAGGGACCGAGCUGCUUUAAUUAAAAAGGAAAUCAUACUGAGUGCAGUAAUCAGAUGUUAGAUUAAGUGGCGCUGUCAUGCCAAACCUACCUUUCUUUUCUUUAAAACAUAAGAUAAAGUAGGGACUACUCUGUCAUAUGUAUUUUUCCUACGCUUGACUUUCUCUGACCCAAGUCAGCUCCAUUUCUUGUGUCAGAGAUAGUACUUGCCCUUCUCCUUGACACAGGAAAUAGAGCUGACUUAAACUCCUCCUUUGGUCAAAAGAAAGUCGAGCGUAGGAAAAAUACAUACGACAAAAUAGUCCCUACUUUGUCAUAUAUUUUAAAGAAAGCUAGAUCAGAAAUCAAGAAAAGAAUAACAGAUUCUGAGAGAGGAAGAGAAGAGGAAACAAUAGGAGAAAGAGACGUUUGGCGUGACAGUGUCGUUUUAGUCACUAGUUUUCUAGCUUAGAUUUUUCCCAAGCCAUCCACGGCUGCUAAUAUACCCAAAUAUGCCGGGCUUUGAUUAGCUCUUUGAUUUGUAUUGUAGUUAAUCCUAUGUCUCCAGCUUCUAGUAUUUUAAUAAUUACUCCAUCAUCGUAUCUCUAUCUUUACAGCCUUCAGCCUGUUGUGUAGUUUUUUUAGGUGACAUCUCAUUACCCUAAAUGUUCAUAAAUACCACUGUAAUGGCACCCUCUUAUCAGACAUAUGAUUACAUGUUCUUCAUUGUUUCUACUACAUUAUUUAAAAAAAAAAAAAAAUUAAAAAAAAAAAACAGUGGCUGUUCUAGCCAUAUGAGUAGCUUUUUUGACUAAUUACUAUUUAUAUAUUGUACUAUUCUAUUCUCGAUCAAGAAAUUGAUUGACAAAAAAGGUAAUCAAACCCCCAAACCAUCCUCCAAAUAUAUCUAUAUAUUUUAAUAAAGCUGUUUAUUCGACUAGCAUUAUAUGUUGCUUUAGUGAAGAACAGAGCGCCUUCCAACAUGACCGUGCAGUCUUGGAAAAGAACUGAGAAUUUUUUUGUAGUUUUUUUUUUGCAUUUCCCAUAUCAAUUUGGACAUGGGCCAAAGUCUCUGGCCUCCCAACUGUUGCCCCUUACUAAACGGAAACAGAUACAUUUUCUCCCUAACACUAAUUAGUAUUAGGUGAGUGCAAUCCUUCACUACGCUAUAAAUAGAGAGAGAUAAUGGAGCUGAAAAUAAUAGUGUGCCCAAAUGGCAGCGCUGAACUGGUUGUGCCGGAAUUUACUAUUGCAAGGUAAAUGCUUACCUUUAUUGACCCCCUUUUAGCCUUUUUUCCCCUAUCAUACAUGUCUACUCUUACUUAAGAAAUCUUCAUGUGCACAGAUUAAUGUCCCCCCCCAAUCUCGACUAGGCACUGUGAGAUAUGAUUCAUAUGGUUCAGACGAACAAAUGUUGCACGUUUCCAAGGAAUAUGUGUGUAACAUUAAAAUGUAAUGGUUUUUUUAGAACAGGGGUCUCAAAGUACAAGUCUUCUAAAUACUUUAUUGCAGCCCAGAGCCACCCCAUUCCUCUCUAUAUCCCGAACCGACAGUGUGUGUAGUCAGCAAAAGGACUGCGAUCACACCCAUUUGCCGUGCUUGAGAUGUCUGUCCAGCUGGGGAGCAAUGUUUACUAAUGAGGCUUGCAGGAGCACACAUCACAAUUAAAGUUCUGGCUUUUGGCAGCCACGUGCUAGAACUUCAGUGAUUAGCUCAGCCGUGCUACAGGUGCCGAGGAGGAAGUGUUCUAUUAUACGUGGUGUGUAGAUGUGUGUGAGACAGUGUGAGUAUCUGUGUGUAUGGUAUUACUGGUUUGUGUGUACAAGUGCACAUCUGGCAAUAUGGAUCUUGGAAGACAAGUGCCUGGUAAAUUGACAUUGAGACCACUGCUUUAGAACCUCUUGCCAGAAUUUAUAUAAAUCAGUAAUAGAGCUAUCGAUUAGUAAAAUGAUAAAACAAUCAGAGGGAAUUUGAAUUUUAUAACAAGUCUAAACAAGAACUUUUGAAUUUUGUGAGUAAUUAGCAACCAUUGUGUACAAAGAUAAAUGGAAUGUAGAAACGUACUAUAUUAUGAAAAUGUUCUGUAAGCUCUUAUAAACAAGUACAUCAGAGUAAGUGUUUUGACUGGACUGGAAUUAAAAAUAUGCCUGACUUGUGGGUUCUCUCACUUAAAUAUGCUUUAUCAACACUUAAAUAGAAGUUAAGUUUAUUUUUGUACCUCAAUAUUUAUGUCUACAACCACAAGGCUGUGUUACAACUUACUAUUCCUAAUAGUGUUAUUAAUGGAUGUUUUUCUCUAUCACACAAAUAAAGACUGAACACUCCACACUCGGUCUCUGUUUUUAAAACUGUCAUUAGAAAGAUGUUACAAUAAAAUAAUCUGUUAUACUAUA